Oikopleura dioica is the source of this 1137-nucleotide messenger RNA. NCBI's taxonomy places the organism in Eukaryota, Metazoa, Chordata, Appendicularia, Copelata, Oikopleuridae. The record is from the annotation of a GenBank genome assembly.
AUGCAAGAGCAUCCCCGCUCCGUCGAAUUAUCGGAGUUGAUUCUCGAACGAAUGCCGAUGGAUGUGCUCACUUGGAUCGCCCCCAUCGUUUUGGAGCAAAUCAACGAAGACGGCUGCAGUAAUUUCGAUGCGAUGACGAGCCCUCUCUUCUGUCGCACCUUUCUAAAUCCUCAUUACAAGCGCGACACGAUUCUCGAGCUCGUUGGCAAAGAACUAGAAGCGGAGAUCAAUUCAAAGCCAGACCGGCUCUCUGAUGUGAUGAAGAUUGUCCAGAAACGCCACGACAUGAAGUACAACAAGAAGAAGCUUGAGCCGAAGGCGACGAUCGAGUUCAAGUCUUCUGAAGUGGAAGUCAAAUUCGGUCGAUCAUUCCUUUUUGCUUGGACGAAUGACGAACCACAAGGACUUGACUUGGGAGCAGCUCGAAGCAAUCUUCUCCUGUUCAAAAUCAACCGGGAAAACGAGGAGCGUUCACCAAAGUUCGAGCUUGUCGACUAUCACCCUCACGAUCCUCAGCAAAAUCCAGAACGGCGACCAUUCUAUCCCCUUCGCGCAACUGCAUUUUUACCUCCGCGCGACGGCGUUUUUCUUGACUCAGUGGUUCUCAGUCCGGAUUUCAGAAAACGGCUGUUCAGCCCUGACCAAGUAACGACGGAAAUCGUCAAAGGAAAGAAGAUUCUUUUGGAAUCUGAAAGCUUUGAGCAGAUGGACUUUAACUUCUCUCGGCAACGAUCUUGGCGAGAUUACGUAACGAAUCCGAAGAGUGUUGUCCCGAUGAUCCAGGAAGCCGAUUUAUUUGAAGUUCAUUCGUCCGGAGAUGAGGAAGAAGAAGAAGAAAGCGAGGAGGAAAUCAGUCCGUUCGAGAAGCGCGUCGUAGAUUUUGGAACUUUUCUGGUGGAAAGCAGCAGGCGACGUCGAUGUCUUUACGUUCACGAUCGAGGACAUCAAACAAAAAUCCCCAAAGCCCGAAAACGAUCCAUUAAAAUCAAUAAAGAAGACGACGAGGAGACAACCUUACCAACAAUAAACCUAGAGGACUUUCGCGUGCCUGAAUACCGGGAUCACAGCGAAAAUCUCCUCCCUUGGCAAUCCGAUGUUGGCUUCGUCAUCGGCAACAAAUUUCAUCUUCUCGUUUGA